Messenger RNA from Rattus rattus (black rat), 3010 nucleotides. RefSeq names its product 5-azacytidine induced 2 (gene Azi2). Gene Ontology annotation, cellular component: cytoplasm. Lineage: Eukaryota; Metazoa; Chordata; Mammalia; Rodentia; Muridae. The coding region runs from base 121 to 1335 and encodes 404 amino acids. Gene Ontology annotation, biological process: canonical NF-kappaB signal transduction. The record is from RefSeq and is a predicted model, not a curated record. The transcript has 8 exons.
AACCGGAAGCCCGUGGUGACCCCUGGCGACCCGGUUUGUUUUCAGCCGGCUUCCAAACACCGGGGAAGCGAAACCCGGUGGCCUUGGGGACCGCCCUACGUAGCCAGGGUUCAGGCUGCCAUGGACACACUGGUGGAAGAUGACAUCUGCAUUCUGAACCAUGAGAAGGCCCACAGAAGAGAGGCAGUGACCCCACUCUCAGCGUAUCCUGGAGAUGAGUCUGUUGCUUCCCAUUUUGCCCUGGUCACUGCUUACGAAGACAUCAAGAAGAGACUUAAGGAUUCAGAGAAAGAAAACUCCUUCUUAAAGAAAAGAAUAAGGGCUUUGGAAGAAAAGCUUGUUGGAGCUCGAGUAGAAGAAGAAACAAGUUCUGUGGGCCGAGAACAAGUGAACAAGGCCUACCACGCUUACCGGGAGGUUUGCAUCGACAGAGACAACCUGAAGAACAGACUGGAGAAGAUAAGUAAAGACAACUCGGAGUCCUUGAGAGCGCUGACCGAGCAGCUGCAGUGUAAAGAAGUAGAGCUCCUGCAGCUCAGAACCGAGGUGGAGACGCAGCAGGUGAUGAGGAAUUUAAAUCCACCCUCAUCCAACUGGGAGGUGGAAAAGCUAAGCUGUGACUUGAAGAUCCAUGGUUUGGAACAAGAGCUGGAACUACUGAGGAAAGAAUGUAGUGACCUCAGAACAGAGCUACAGAAAGCCAGACAGACGGGUCCAUCUCAGGAAGACAUUCUGCAGGACAGAGAUGCCAUCAGGCCGAGCUUGCCGAGGGAAGAGCACGUUCCACACCAGGGCCCUCACCACAGUGACCACAUGCAGCACGCGUACUGGGAGCUGAGGAGGGAGAUGGCUAACCUACACCUGGUGACUCAAGUGCAAGCCGAGCUGCUCAGACAGCUGAGAACGGCAGCUGCAGGCAAAGCCUGUACCCAAGUGGGAUGUGUUGAAGACCUUGGGAGAGACAGCGCAAAAUUGCACUUGGCAAAUUGUACUGCAGCUUACAAAAGACAUCCCCCUUUGUCACCACAUGGCAAAGCUACGUGUUAUGCUCCACCCUCCACUUUACCAGGAGAUAGGAAGGCUUUCUCAGACAAAGCAGUUCUUCAGUCAUGGACAGACAACGAGAGACUGAUUCCUAAUGACGGUGCAGACUUUCAGGAGCACAACUCCUAUGGGAGAAAUUCUCUGGAAGAUAAUUCCUGGGUAUUCCCAAGCCCUCCUAAAUCAAGUGAAACAGCAUUUGGUGAAAAUAAAAGCAAAAUCUUACCUUCGCCCAACCUGCCACCCCUGCAUUACCUGGAUCAGCACAAUCAGAACUGCCUGUACAAAAGUUAAUUUGACUUGGGCUUUGAUCAGGACACUAACUCACUGGUUCUCUCAGACCGACAGUGGACUCUGACUGACGUCCUGUGGAGCUCUCCAGUGUGUACAUCUGUACAGUCUGCAGCAUUAUGUAUGUAGUUGAUUUUCCAGUAUGGGAACAGAACCUCCGGUUGGACCUUUGCUAACAAUUACAAAUUUUUGCUUCUUGGACUACGAAUGGAAAUGAAAAUUUUAGACAUGGUUUCAUAAACUAUGACCUGCCUAAAUAUCCAGUCAUUAAAUAAAAAGCAGCCUUUAAUAUAAGAGAAAAACCAUGUCUGCUGGUUCAGAUUGUAUCAAGAAGCAAUUGAGAGUUGUGCUUCUGUAACUUCCUGAUGCAUAAAGAUUUGAAAUAUGGAAUAAAAGUAGGUUAUGACACCCCUGUGCUAUUGUUUCAAGUUUUAAGAUUUAAAGUCAUUUUUAAGUAAAAUGUUUGUAUAUAUAAAUUUAAAGUGCAAUUUGAAUUUUAAGACUUGAACUAAAGACUAUUGAAGCCAACUUUUUCCCAGUAUAUUCAAAUUCCAAAUAGUUAAAAAUGAUGUGGUAUGUGAGUAAACUAUUAGAGCUUUAUACAAUGCCCAGUUACAAAGUAGAAAGAGCCUCUCACAGCAGGACAGUCUCCUCAGUGCUUCAUGGCGAACUCGCCGUGUGGCUGUCAUCAGCAGGAUGGUUGUUUGUUUUCCACAGAGCAGCCUACACGCUGGUAGACUAUGACAUUUGAGAAAGUAAAUGCUAAUUAGCUGCAUCUAGAACUAAAUUUUGUGCUGUACAAUUAUGAAAUAUCCCCAGACUAAGUGGCCAAUCACUUGUAAAUAAGUAAAGAAAGAAGAUGGCUUUAUGUGGAAAUUCAUCUAAAUCCCUUCAAGGUCAAAGCAUUAAGAGUAUUAGUGAUCAUGCACUACCUAUUUGAUGUGAGAGGACUUUGUCCUUGGCAUCUCACGUAUGCUGAAUUCCGAGGAUCUCCAACCUCUCAUCACUGAAUACCAUGCAUAGCCGGCACUGCUCACUGUUGAGUCAUCUCACUCACGCCUGCCCGUGAUUAAUGGGAUUGAUGUCAGAUGCUGGAAUGUGUUCUGACCAAUGAGCACGGCUGACUCAAGGGAGUACAGGCUCCUGCCAAGUAAUACAACAAGGCCCAAUAUGCAUAAAACAAAUGCAGGACUCCGGGCUCCCGCAGAAGGAGCUAACUGUCUGUGUAAUAAGAAAGCAGACACAUUUCUCCUGUGGCUGCAGAGGCUGUCCAUCCUCUCAUGUCUAAUGCAGCUUACUUACUCGUUUGCCUUUUUUAAAACCAAGAUGAGAAGUUUUCUUUUGUAAAGAGAGUCUUAUGUUUUUGAACAAUGCCAAGAAAUUGUUUUAAUUAAAAUUAUUUUUGUUUUUAAAAUGGAAUUCGAUGUGAAAUACUGUCCUUGCCUAUGUAUAUUUCCAAAAUCUGGUAUUAAUUUUAUUUCUCCAACGUUUCUGACUGGAGCAAAUUCCCUCUAAUCAGUAGUUAGUUAUCAAAAAGGAUUGCUAAAACAGUCUGAUUGGUUGGUGUUAACAGUUGAAAGUGUCAUGGCCUGUAUAAGACUCCUUAGCUAGAAAAGAUAAACCCUAAAAUAUUUUUACCUGGUCAGAAAAUGUUUAAAUAUAUACUUAGUCAAUGGUA